Messenger RNA from Gadus morhua (Atlantic cod), 1850 nucleotides. It is a transcript of the gene tle3a, whose product is annotated as TLE family member 3, transcriptional corepressor a. Gene Ontology annotation, molecular function: protein binding; transcription corepressor activity. The record is from RefSeq and is a predicted model, not a curated record. Gene Ontology annotation, biological process: negative regulation of canonical Wnt signaling pathway; regulation of DNA-templated transcription. Gene Ontology annotation, cellular component: nucleus; transcription regulator complex. Lineage: Eukaryota; Metazoa; Chordata; Actinopteri; Gadiformes; Gadidae.
GCCAUCAGCCCCGACGCCAAGGUCUGCUUCUCCUGCUGCAGCGACGGCAACAUCGCCGUGUGGGACCUCCACAACCAGACGCUGGUCAGGCAGUUCCAGGGCCACACGGACGGCGCUAGCUGCAUCGACAUCUCCCACGACGGCACCAAGCUGUGGACGGGCGGGCUGGACAACACGGUGCGAUCCUGGGACCUAAGGGAGGGCCGGCAGCUCCAGCAGCACGACUUCACCUCCCAGAUCUUCUCCUUGGGCUACUGUCCGACCGGGGAGUGGCUCGCGGUGGGCAUGGAGAGCAGCAACGUGGAGGUUCUGCACCACACCAAGCCCGACAAGUACCAGCUCCACCUGCACGAGAGCUGCGUCCUCUCCCUCAAGUUUGCCUACUGCGGUAAAUGGUUUGUGAGCACGGGGAAGGACAAUCUGUUGAACGCAUGGAGGACUCCGUAUGGCGCCAGCAUAUUCCAGUCCAAGGAGUCGUCGUCCGUGCUCAGCUGCGACAUCUCUGCCGACGACAAGUACAUCGUGACGGGCUCUGGGGACAAGAAGGCCACGGUGUACGAGGUGAUCUACUAAACCGGAGGACCCUUGGCGCUCCGACCCCCCCCCCCCCACCCCGCCCCAAACUCAGACAGCAUGGAUGUCGCCUGCAGCCCCCCACUCCCCUCACCGGCCUGGAUCAGCAGCAGGAUGACUCAGAGCCAGACGAGGGUGGACUACGGCGUUCUGCCCCCCAACCCCCCCCCCCCCCCCGACGGCGCUGUCCUCCCUCCUUCGUGUGACUCAACCCGUGUACAGUCGAGGGGGCGGCCGUCAAGGCACCGGAGAAGAAAUUAUUGUCUUGCAGUUCUUUUUGGUUUUACUUUUCUUUUUUUCCUUUGGAUAUUUUUGUGAUUUUGUUUUUGAUUUUCAAACCUGGAGGUUCGGUUCCGCGACGCGACUAGAAGCGGUGGUUCGCUCUGAAGCUUCCUCUCUGCAGGUUCUGUGAAAAGUGUACAUAAUGGAGUAAUAAAAGGCCUUUUAUAGAUUUAUAUUUUGGUGUCCUGUUACGCUUGUGAUGAUUCUUUCUUGUUCUCUCCUUGAUUUUCUGUCCCCUCUGGGAAUGGAAAUUAGAUUAGGACUGUAAGAGGAUAUUCUAUUUCACUUUCCCCAUCCUAUGCCCUUUUUUUCCACGUUCUUUGUCCACGAUGACCUUUUGGAAAUCUAAUUUGUUUUUUUUCUUUUCUCGCUCAAAACAUCAAUGCUGUUUUGGUAGAAAACAGACAUUUGUCCAUUUGGGAUGGGAAGAAUUCUGGAAACAUCCUUCGUGUCUGACUGGAACGGAGACACCAUCAUACUUUCCAGACCGUUUUUUUCCCGGUUCCCAAAUAUCAACAGUUCCAACGUUCAAGUUUUGGAUGUAUCGUGACUCAUUGGCUGCUUUUUAUCGACAUUUUAAUGGUCUGACUACUGGCCCGAGUGGAGGACUGGGGGUUUCCUAGAGAACCAUAUGAAGCCUUCUCUUUUUGUUCCUUGACUCUUAAAGUAUCAUAUGAACCUUUUUGUGCUCAUUGUGUCCGUGUCCAUGCGUCUGAGAGGAGGUCUGAAAUGCCCUCUCACUGACUCACCAUGACUGAUAUGCAAAGCUUCCAAAGUUAGUCAUGCAAUUGGCAGACAAGAAUGUCAAGAUUGAACAUAUUUGGUUAAUGCGCUGUUUACUUUAUUUCUCAGUACUUGACGAUAUCUCGUUAUAAUCUUCUCUCCUGGACGGCAAUGGUCUCUGCUCUAACACACUUCAAAUCUUGUAGCAAACACUUGUCAUCGUCACUAAGGAUUGUACAGUUGUUGAUAUUUCAAUAAACUGUUUUUUUAUA